Camellia sinensis is the source of this 3020-nucleotide messenger RNA. NCBI's taxonomy places the organism in Eukaryota, Viridiplantae, Streptophyta, Magnoliopsida, Ericales, Theaceae. The record is from RefSeq and is a predicted model, not a curated record.
ACAGCCAAAACAAAGCUUUUUACAAAUGGCCAAACCAGUGAACUGCCUUGUCCUUCCACUCUUAGCUGCUUUGGUGGUUGUUCUGCUACCAUCAUCUUCCAAAGCUCAACCACCACCACCACCAAAGUCACCACUUGAGGUUCUUCUCCGAUGGAAACAAAGUCUAGCCAACCAAUCGAUCCUCAGCUCAUGGGUCAACCAUGCACAUGACAUUAAGAACUCUUCUACACCGUCUUCAACAAGUAGCCCGUGCAAUAAUUGGCUUGGAAUAACAUGCAACAAAGCAGGAAAUGUAACUGGAAUAGAUCUUCCACACAAAGGCCUACAAGGUACCCUUGAACUUUUAGAUUUCACUUAUUUUCCAGACCUCCUUCAUCUUGAUCUCAAACUAAACCGACUGACUGGUACCAUACCUCCUAACAUAGGUGUACCGUCAAAACUUGAAUUUCUUGAUCUCUCUACCAAUUCUUUUACUGGUUCUCUUCCUCUUUCGCUUGCAAAUCUUACUAAGGUUAUCGAGCUUGAUCUCUCCCGAAAUAGUAUAACCGGUGAACUUGACCCGCGGUUAUUCCCAAACGGGUCAAGUCCGGGUACAACUGGCCUUGUUAAUCUCCAAAGGCUACUUCUUCAAGAUACUAUGCUUGGUGGGCAACUUCCAUCACAGUUAGGGAAUUUGAAGCAUUUGACUAUUCUAGCUCUAGAUAACAACAAUUUUUCCGGUCAAAUUCCAACAUCUUUGGGUAACUUGAUCAACAUAUCUUACUUGCGCCUCAACCAAAACCAAUUUUUCGGCCAAAUUCCCAGAAAUUUUGGCAACUUGAGCAAGUUAACUAAUCUGAACCUGUUUGCUAACCAGUUAUCUGGUUCAGUACCAAAAGAAAUAGGAAAUCUUUCAUCACUUGAAACUCUUCAUUUUACACAGAACAAAUUCACUGGCCACUUGCCUCAGCAAGUUUGUCGAGGUCACAAGCUUGUGAACUUCACAGCAGCCCACAAUUUUUUCACCGGUCCUAUCCCAGUAAGCCUCAAAAACUGUACAACCUUAUUUAGAGUCCGGCUUGAAUAUAACCAACUAACCGGUGAUCUAGACCAUGAUUUUGGAGUGUACCCAAAUCUCAAUUACAUUGAUUUGAGCCACAACCAACUGCAAGGGAAACUCUCAUCCGAAUGGGCACAAUGUCAGAAUGUGACACUGUUGAAAAUUGCCGGGAAUAUGAUUGGAGGUGAAAUCCCAGAUACAAUUGUUGAAUUAGACCAACUAGUUGUGCUUGAUCUUUCCUCUAAUAAACUUUCUGGGAAAAUACCCGCACAAGUGGGAAAAUUGUCUAAAUUGUCCUCCUUAAGCCUGAAAGAUAACAAAAUUAUGGGUCAAAUACCUUCCGGAAUUGGAGGACUAACCGAUCUUACAUAUCUUGACCUCUCAAUCAACAGGCUAACUGGUUCAAUUCCAGAUCGAAUAGGGGACUGCAUACGAUUGCUGUUUUUGAGUUUGAGCACGAAUGGUUUAAAUGGUAGCAUCCCAUUGGAGAUUGGAUAUCUUCUAGGAUUACAAACUUUGCUUGAUCUGAGUUACAACUCACUUUCUGGACAGAUAACACCUCAACUUGGGAAGCUUACAAAGCUAGAAACUUUGAACCUGUCCCACAACAUUUUCUCUGGUUCCAUACCCAAUGCCUUAGGUGAAAUGAUCAGCCUUUCAACUGUUGACUUCUCUUUCAAUGAUCUUGUGGGUCCUCUUCCUAAUGGAAAGGCCUUUAAAUUGUCCGCUCCACAGGCCUUUGCCAAUAACAAAAAUUUAUGUGGUGAAGUCCAAGGUUUGAGGCCAUGUAACACCUCAUUUCCCAAAAGUGGUAGGCAAAAAACCAGACACUCUCAUCAGAUCAUUAUCAUAGUCACCUCUGUUUUGGGUUCAUUGUUUUUGAUGCUUUUGGUUUUGGGGAUUACUACACUUUACAGGCAAGGAAACCGGAGGAAUCUGAAAGAAGAUGAAUCCCCUCUAAAGCCAGAAAAUAUAUUUUCAGUCUGGAAUUUUGAUGGGAAAAUUUUGUAUGAAGACAUAAUCACUGCAACAGAAGAUUUCAACGAUGCAUUCUGCAUUGGAGUUGGAGGAACAGCGAGAGUUUACAAAGCGGAGUUACCAAGUGGCCAAUUAGUUGCAGUGAAAAGGCUGAGCUCGGCAAAGGAAAGCAUGGAAGUAGAAGACGUGGGUAGUUUUGCAAAUGAAAUCGCAACACUAGCAGAAAUAAGGCAUCGGAACAUUGUGAAGCUCUAUGGAUUUUGUUGCCAUGAAAGACACACAUUUUUGGUUUGUGAGCUCGUGGAAAGGGGAAGCUUGGAAAGUGUGCUAAGCAGUGAAAAAGAAGCAAAAGAGUUGGAUUGGAGUAAGAGAAUGAAAGUUGUUGAAGGGGUUGCUCAUGCUUUGUCUUACCUGCAUCAUAAUUGUGUGCCUCCGAUAAUUCACAGAGACAUAUCGAGCAAGAAUGUUUUGUUGACUGCAGAAUUGGAGGCUAAAGUCUCUGAUUUUGGCAUUGCAAGGUUUUUGAAGCCUGCUUCUUCAAAUUGGACCACAGUUGCAGGCACAUACGGAUACAUUGCUCCAGAAUUAUCAUAUACAAUGGCAAUGACAGAAAAAUGCGAUGUGUAUAGCUUUGGAGUAUUGGCACUAGAAGUUUUGAUGGGAUCGCAUCCGGGAACUCUCAUUUCAAAUCUAACCUCACUGGUGGAUCAAGGAAUACAACUUAAAGAUGUGUUAGAUCCUCGUCUUUCGCCUCCUACAACUCAAAAGAUUGCAGACGAGCUAACAUCUAUUGUAAACCUAGCACUAUGGUGCUUACGUGCUGAUCCUAAAUCUCGGCCUACCAUGCAUGUUGCAUCUGAGUUGCUCGAAAUGCAUGCUGGUGAUGACUAGAUUUCUCUGUGUUCUCGCACAUGCAUAUACAGGAAGUACAUACUUGUAUAUAGGUUGAAUAUCCUGUUAGUUUCUAAAAUAUACGCUCUGUUUCAUUUUGAAUAGAAUAUCA